Molecule: messenger RNA, 831 nt
Organism: Temnothorax curvispinosus
Lineage: Eukaryota; Metazoa; Arthropoda; Insecta; Hymenoptera; Formicidae
Product: nuclear nucleic acid-binding protein C1D-like
Exons: 3
Coding region: 259-693 (144 amino acids)
Biological process (GO): regulation of gene expression; maturation of 5.8S rRNA
Cellular component (GO): exosome (RNase complex); nucleolus
Molecular function (GO): RNA binding; DNA binding
Source: RefSeq, a predicted model, not a curated record
UUUAGCCAGUUAUCCUAGCCAUCCUAGAUCCUAGGUUAUGUUGUAAGAGAGCGAGAAAGAGAAUGCGUGCAGCACACAGAAGUCAGAGAGAAGACGAAGACUAGGAAGAUUUGAUAAAAAUUGAGGUUAUGUAUGUAUGAGGUUGGUUGUGAAACGAAAGGACAAGACGUUACUUGAAAUAUAAUAUAUUAUCGAAUAUUAUAUAUUAAGAAAAAGAACAACUCGAACGUUUUAUACCGCUAAAUUGACGAAAGAAGCAUGGAUUCUGAGUUCGAGGAACUUUCGCACGACACAAACAUACGUGCUAGACUGAAGCAGUUCAGUGAAGCAGCCUUCAAGAUCCAGGAUAUGGUGGAAUUGGCCAGCGAUCCUUCACUGUUCGAUAAACUUUCCAAGCCAGAUAAAAUUAAAUACAACUUGCUAUUAUCCUAUAGUCUCAAUAGUUUAUUCUGGAUGCACUUGAGAGCCGAAGGGAUCGAUCCAUCAAACCACCGAAUCAGAUCCGAAAAUGAGAGACUGAAGAGAGCGAUGGUACGAGCUAAACAAAUCAGCGAUAAGAAUACACUUAUGCCGCGGAUCAACAAAGAUGCUGCUAAAAGAUUUGUGAGAAAUAGCUUGUGGGAAUUGAAGCAAAAAAAACACAAGAGCACGGAGGAGAAAAUUGAAGAAUCUGAAAAAUCUCCAACUUUAUAAAUACUCUAUUAUAUGUAUAUUUUAUAUUUAUAUAAGAUCUAAACGUACUCCCUACAUAUGCGUUUCCUACCUUUUUGCUUUUAUUUGUUGCUACAAUUAAUAUUUUCAUAUGAUUAUUUAUUAAAGAAGUAAGGUUUA